Messenger RNA from Scleropages formosus (Asian bonytongue), 4800 nucleotides. RefSeq names its product serine/threonine kinase 35 (gene stk35). Bases 440 to 1714 code for a protein of 424 amino acids. Gene Ontology annotation, cellular component: cytoplasm; nucleus. The record is from RefSeq and is a predicted model, not a curated record. NCBI's taxonomy places the organism in Eukaryota, Metazoa, Chordata, Actinopteri, Osteoglossiformes, Osteoglossidae. Gene Ontology annotation, molecular function: protein kinase activity; ATP binding. Gene Ontology annotation, biological process: negative regulation of G2/MI transition of meiotic cell cycle; protein phosphorylation. The transcript has 3 exons.
GGUUUGUUCUUAGGCCAAAACAAGCUCGGUCGAGGCUUAAUAGAGAGGAUGACGCUAAAUGUAACGUGUUCAGUGAUAGAAUAUAUAUAUAUUUGUAUUUAGAUUAGGUUUAUGUAUGUUAUUACAUAGUUUAUUUAACUUCUGCCUCGGGUCACUUCUUGUGAUUUUAAAAUCAGUUGCACUGGCAGUAGCGGAACACCCCCGUGGCGUUGAAGAAGUGGGACGGUCGGCCCGUGUCCUCUUCCCUCAUUCAAUGGUGUUGCAGCGAAGUAGCACUUUCCUCUUGACUUUAACUCAGUUCACUGUGACUUUAUUGCCCGCAGUAGCGUCGAGUCUCGCGUCGCUGCGUCCGUGCACCACGCAACACAGUGCUCCUUUCAGUAAGUUAUGAGGAGAGGAAAACUUAACUCGCUAGGCGUUUGCGAACGACGAGAGCCACAUGGACACGGGCGACGGCAGAGGGAGAAGGAGAAGCGUGCGGACGUGCAGGAGAGCAGGAGCGCGCGGCGCUAAAAUGAAACGGGAAGUGGGCAAAGUUUUAGGGACGCUGUCCGUGGAGAACACCGAGGACAAGCAGGUGCCCAUGGAGGAGGGGGACGACGAGGAAGAGGAGGAGGAGGAGGCGAACUGCUUGUACACGAACUUAUUCCGAAGCGACACGACGCGGAGGAAGACUGCCGGAGCGGCGGCGGCGACGGCGGCGACGGCGGCCCCGCGCUACAGCCUCCUGCGCGAGGUGGGCCGAGGUAGCUACGGCGUGGUGUACGAGGCCGUGGCGCGCGGCUCCGGCGCCCGUGUCGCCGUCAAGAAGCUGCGCUGCGACGCGCCCGAGAACGUGGAGCUCGCGCUCGCCGAGUUCUGGGCGCUCGCGAGCCUCGAGAAGCGGCACGAGAACGUGGUGCAGCUGGAGGAGUGCGUGCUGCAGCGGAACGGCCUCGCGCAGAAGAUGAGUCACGGCGACAAGCGCUCGAAGCAGUACCUGCGCCUGGUGGAGACCUCGCUCAAAGGCGAGCGGGUUCUGGGUUACCCAGAGGAGCCUUGCUACCUCUGGUUUGUGAUGGAGUUCUGUGAGGGCGGGGAUCUCAACCAGUUUAUCUUGUCCCGCCAACCAGACCCCCGGACCAACAAGAGCUUCAUGCUACAGCUAACCAGCGCUGUGGCUUUCCUGCACAAGAACAAUAUUGUGCACCGAGACCUCAAGCCUGACAACAUUCUCAUCUCAGAAAAGUCCGGUGUACCUGUGCUCAAGGUGGCAGACUUUGGCCUGAGCAAGGUGUGUGCAGGUCUUGGUGGCUUAGGCAAAGAAGGGGAUGACAAAAAUGUCAACGUGAAUAAGUUUUGGCUGUCGUCGGCCUGCGGUUCAGACUUCUACAUGGCACCAGAGGUGUGGGAGGGCCAUUACACAGCAAAGGCAGAUAUCUUUGCCCUGGGUAUCAUCAUCUGGGCCAUGUUGGAGAGGAUCACCUUCAUUGACGCUGAGUCCAAACGGGAGCUCCUCGGCACCUAUGUUAGGCAGGGCACCGAGAUUGUACCUGUGGGAGAAGCGUUGCUGGAAAACCCAAAGAUGAUUCUCCACAUCCCGCAGAGGCGGAGGAGCUCCAUGUCGGACGGGAUCAGACAGCUCUUGCAGGACAUGCUGGCUGUGAACCCUCAGGAUCGGCCUGAUGCCUUUGAGCUGGAGAUCAGGAUGGACCAGGUUACAUGUGCUGCUUAACAUUUGGAGGCUGAAUGACAGCAUGAACUUCUUUUGUACCAGAUUUGUUUACUUCAGAACCUUGGGAUCCCACGUCGAGGUGAAAAAGGGACUCGACCCUGUGAACUGUGAAGCUUUCACGGUGAUGUAAUGUGAAGAGGAGCUAUUCCACACAUCUGUAAUCAGGACUCGACCAAUGGGAAAGCUAUGCAAUUACAUUGCACAGAUUGUCAUUCCCCCCAUUGUUUUGGAGGUCUGAAAUCAAUACGUGUUAAGAAAUAAUAGCCUUGUUUACACACCAGCCAGCGUCCCAACAGAGAGGCUGGUAUUGCUAUGGAAGUGUCACCAGAAGUGUGUAAGUCCUUUAGUUUGCAAUUCUGUUCUGUUCAAUGGGCCCAAAUUGACCUCUCUUUCUAAACCGUAUGCUGCCAUGUUAAUGUUGCUGGAUGAUGAUUAUUUUAGCCUCUCUUUAGGAGCCAGACACACAUCACCUGGUGUAACCUUUACCCACUUGUUUCUCUGCCUUUGAGUCGUGGUGAACUUCUGCUGUGUGCACGGCUUGUUAAGAAUGUGAAUCUGUUGGAUGUGUGGAGUCCUGUGCCUCUCCUUGUGAUUUGGUUACCAAAUAACCCACUCAGAACCCAGCCACAAUUCCCCCCCCCCCCCAAUAACCUGUGUGCCUUAAUUAUUUUCCAUUAUAAGUUUAUGGUUUGUGUUAAUUGUAUUCAGUAUCAUUUUUUCAAGACACUUUAAAAUCACAUGCAGUGUAAUUUCCCCCACAUUUUUAUUGAUUGUCUUUCAGGCCAGCAGUGCCAUUUUUUAUAUAAAUUAAAUGUUAAUGCAAAUUUCAUAUUAGUUCUAAAACCAUGGAUGUUAUUACUGUACAUGCUGUUUUUUGAUUUAUAGCUGUUCAGCUUAUGCUGUUGCCCCAAUUGAAAUGCACCAUUUAAACAGGUUCAAGUAGGCAAACACUUUGCAAGAGCCCUUAAGAGAUUUUAAGAAUAUACUGGACUUGACGUUUGUCGUAAAUGUGUAUAUGUAUAAACAGUGUGGUUUUCUCAAACUUCACUGAGUCAUGUAUCUUCAGAACUGAACAUUAAAAAUGAGACUAGACACCUUUAAAAGCAGCGUACCAUGUCAGGUCUGUAUAGGUGGAAUACCAGGGUGUUUUAGUCCAGUUUGUAUGUUUGCACAUGGUUAAAGGAUAUCUCCAGAGGAGCUGUUCCACUUUAUAGAGGCUUGUAGUACAGAAGGAGAAAUGUAGGUGGAUGACUCCUUACUUUAAUGUACCAGGUGAAUUGCUUUCAUAAGGAUUUCCUCCAUUUUCUGCGUCCAUUUCUACCAUUUGGCAUGCACUUGGCUUUUUAAUAACUGCUUUUUUUUGUAAUACAGAUGACACUAAACAAAGGGAAAAACAGACUAUUCAGGAGUCCCCACUCUGACUUUUUCUCUGAUCUUAGUCUUUUGCCUGCUUUCCCCCAUGGCUCGCUUGAGGGAUGUGUUGUUGAUCAGUGAAUUGAUCUAAUUUUUGCAACAUCUAUUAGCUUUCACAGAUAAUGCCAAAAAGAAAAUGUCAGGAGAUGCUUUGGGAAGUUUCUGAAUGUUCAAAGGCCCAGCUCACUUUUGUUUACUGUGUUUGUAGGCCUCAAUAGAAUUGUUCAGGAACACAGUAUGCUUAAAUUGCACAUAAGUGAAAUGUGUACAUUCAUAAAGCUUUGGCCAGUGUGUGUGCUCUGCUUCUGGGUAUGCUAUCUGAAUACUUUAUCAAGACAUAGGAUUUUGUUUAAACUGUUUUGUCUGUCUCCAUCUGACAGCAUAUUCAUACUUCAAGCAUUGUAAAAAUAUGUGAAUGUGUUAUGUUCAGUUCUGGAUCAGCUUUUCUUGUUGGUUACUUUACAUUUCUGCCCUUUUACUGGGAAAUUUCAUGUCUCUGAACAGGGACCAGUCAGUGCUGAAUAUGGUGGGUGACUUUGGUUGAUUUAUCUCAUUUCACAGUGUUUGUUGUCCUGUGCUGCCCCCAUACACACACAGUUGAAGGGACAAGAAACAACAGAGUGAAUGUUUACAGGCUGGUCAAGUUUUUCACCCAAACAGAAUCAAAACCUCUUUUGGCUGUGUAGCUGUUGGGUGAUAUUUAGUAUUAGAUUGUAAAUCAGUUUUAUUCUGGUUUACAGUGAAGCACUUGAUUUGGGCUAUACAUUGUUUGGUUCUACCUCAUUUUCAAGACUCUUCUGAAGAACUUUUGUUUAAGCCAUUGUGUAUAUACUCCAGGUUCUUUGAGCAAGAAUCUUGCUGUUAGCUGGUAAGUUUUCUCUUGCAAAGUAAAAUUGAUGUAAGAUCUGUUUUUGAUCUUUCCAAUUAUUUGACUGGUGUUUCCUUAAGAUUCAAGGAGAUUCCAGGCUGCUAAAGCUAAACACGCUUCCAUUUCUCGCACAAAACCAGUUUAUUUCUGACACUAUCGCCGCUGCUGUGAUGCACGGUAGAAAUGAGUAUAUGGGCUGAUACAGGGCAGUGUCUUACUGUUCUUUACUGAUAUUGAACAAGAAGGGGUAAAUGACCAAGGCUUCAAGUGCUGUGGCCGGUUAUGUGCGAUGGGGGAAGUUGGAAACUGAGAUUUCUGGCAAGAUCACACACAAAAAAAAAAAAAAAAAAAAACAGGGGAUAUUGAAAUUUUUGGGGUGGUUUCUUUGUCAACCACAGUUUAGUGUAAGAAUAUUAUGAGUUAUGCAAAUGAACAGCUGGACCAUUGAUUUGUUCUUUUGCUAGACAUGUUGGUGUUUUGAACAUCAUAGCUUUAACUGCAGAAAUACUAAAUAUUUAGCUUAAGCCUUUAAAAUUAAUUGAAAAUUUCUAUAGUUCUUAUUCCUCCUUUGCCAUACCUCUACAGCCUCUUACUGCUUCCCUGCAAUUUCAGUGAUCUGCAAGUUAUUCACAACCUUGUUUGGUCAGGGUAGGUAUGCAUUUCUAAAAAAAGAUCAGGAACCUCUUAAUCCUCAAAUCUUGUAUGUGCUUCAUGAAAUGAAACAGUAUCAAACUGGAAAAAUGAAUGUUCUCCCCAAAUAUUUAAUACUGACAAAGUUGCAAGUUAGAGUUUUUUUUUUUUUUUU